Molecule: messenger RNA, 738 nt
Organism: Helobdella robusta
Lineage: Eukaryota; Metazoa; Annelida; Clitellata; Rhynchobdellida; Glossiphoniidae
Exons: 4
Coding region: 1-738 (245 amino acids)
Source: RefSeq, a predicted model, not a curated record
AUGUGUUUUCAAGUACUUUUUCUCGAGAACAGGUACAAAUACUCAAGUCUCAAGUAUGAAUACAAGUAUCGAAAAAAAUUCAAGUACAAGUACUUAACCCUCAAAUACAAGUACUUUUAUGCAAAAGAAAAACAAAAAAACAUUUCUCUGGUUAAUGGCGGACGCAAGCUAGUUUCAAUUUGUGAAACAGAUUCCUGUAAUAAUGCUCCUUUAACUGCUGAAUCGUUGGAAAUUGUGAUAACCAAAGUCAUGGAAAAAUCUAGCGAAAACAUGUUGAAACUCAUUGACGGGCUCUUGGAAAAAUCCAAAGAGAAUGUUGAAAAAGUAAUCUCCUUUUCUAACAACAAUCUUAAAAAUUUGUUUGUGAAAUUUGACUCAAAUAUGAAACAAGUAGUUGAGAAGAUUCAUGCCACUUUGUCAACGUUGAGUACUAGCAUAUCAGAAUUCCAGAAGCAAGUUUUUAAGCAGAAUGAAACACCAUUGAUUGAGUCAAUGACAAAAGCCUUUUGGGCGGUGGACCAGGAGCGAAAAGAUGAAGAAAGACGAGCCAGUAAUGAGAUUAUAUCUGGCCUUGAACAACAACCUGGAGCCAGUGAUAGGGAUAUUGUCACUUUGCUCUGUCGAUUAAGCCGCAGAUUAUCAAAACUUGCCAAAUCAGUAGAGCGACGCCUUAUCAAAUUCACCGGUGAAAAAUCUUCUAAAUUGAAUAAUGAUCAGCCUUUUCGUCUCAACAAAUAA